Molecule: messenger RNA, 2674 nt
Organism: Homalodisca vitripennis (glassy-winged sharpshooter)
Lineage: Eukaryota; Metazoa; Arthropoda; Insecta; Hemiptera; Cicadellidae
Gene: eys
Product: protein eyes shut
Exons: 12
Coding region: 125-2674 (849 amino acids)
Biological process (GO): Notch signaling pathway
Molecular function (GO): Notch binding; calcium ion binding
Source: RefSeq, a predicted model, not a curated record
CCAGCCACGACAGACACCGUGGAGGAGGAAGGGACAGUGUAAGCGGUGCCUCCACUACAGCUCGGGCCGCUACUAUCUGGCGGAUGGGAAAAUGUGGCACGGUAGACACGCCAUGUGACACCUGAUGGUUUGGUGGUCUGGAGGCCUGCUGGUGGCCACGUGGUUACUUCUCGACACCACCACGGCAGGCUUCUCCUGUCUCAGCAACCCCUGCUUCUAUGGCAUCUGCAUGGAUGAGCUCAACAGUUCUUUCACCUGCUACUGUAUCGAUGGCUACACUGGAGUUCACUGCCAGACCAACUGGGACGAGUGCUGGUCUUCACCUUGUCUCAACGGCGGGAUCUGUCACGAUGGAGUUGCCACCUACAACUGUUCCUGUCCGGAAGGCUUUGUUGGUGAGAUGUGUGAGGAGAACAUUGACGAGUGCAGCUCAAAUCCUUGUCACAACAACGCCACCUGUGUGGAUGCAGCCAACGGUUACUCCUGCCAAUGUGCACCAGGAUAUUCUGGUACCUACUGUGAGGUGGACAUCGCGGUAUGUAACAGCACAGAGGACAUGCGUUGCCAGAAUGGUGGAGUCUGCCUCGAGGGUCCUGGCAUCACAUUCUCCUGCUUCUGCGCUCCUGGAUGGACUGGAAAGUUGUGUGAAACACCAAUUGAUGAGUGUGCUUCGAAUCCUUGCCAAAACGGCGCUGUGUGCAUAGAUCUUCAUGCUUCUUAUUCUUGUGCUUGUUUAUUUGGGUUCACGGGGCGGGAUUGUGACCUGGUACUAUCCAUGUGUCCUGCCAACCCGUGCCACAACGACGCCCUCUGCCUGGUGGAGGACGACACCAGCGUCUGUUAUUGCGUGCCUGACUAUCACGGUGACCGCUGCCAGUUCCAGUACGAUGAGUGCCUCCUAGGACCAGGAUGCAAGAAUGGCGGCACUUGUAUUGACGGAGUGGACAGUUUCUCCUGCUCCUGUCCUCCUGACCUAACAGGACAGUACUGCGAGUGUCUCAUCCUCGAGGAUUCCGGUCUGGACUGCAACUACAUCCGGUCAACCACCACAACCACCUCCACCUCCACAACCACAGCUCUUCCAACCACCAUAAUGUCUUCAACGUCCCCCACUAUCCGUACCUCCUCUUUUGUGCCAACUCAGUCUAUUUUUCCUCCCACUGACUUUUUUACUACUGUAGAGACCAGCAGUGCACAAACUGAAACAACCACGUCUUAUGAAACGACAAACGCGACGGAAAUAAAAACCGAAUCGACCACAAAGGAGAUCUCCGAGGCUACCACUCCGACAACGCCUCGAGUGACAGAGACUUCCACCAUGGAAGUUACCACUGAAACGAUUCCAGAAACAACUGUGGAAGAAGUCCACACGACAACGGAAGUGACAGUUACCAGUGUUACAUUGGAUUUGAUAACAACCGGAAUACCAGAGGAAACGCAAAAGACUGAAACGAUUCCACCCACAGUGACUGAACCUACUGCAGAGUCUAAAGCGGUUGAAACGACCGAACCUUCACAAACCACUGAAUCAGAACCUUCAGUUGAUUCCACAACUAAGGGUGAUUUAGAACAAACUACCAGCACAACAAAGUUACCAGCUGAAGAAGUUACCAUAAGGCCACCAAAAGAAAAAACCACCACAGAGCAACCUGCACCUACACAGCAACCAGUUACCACAAAAACAGAGACCACAACAGAAAUGGUAACUGCCACAGAAUUACCACACACCACAAUUGGCUUGGAUUGUAACAACAUGCCUUGCCUGAACGGGGGGACCUGUUACUUCUCAACAAGCGGGGCUAAGUGCAGGUGCAAGCAAGGAUGGAGUGGGAUCAGGUGCGACAACCGUGAGGACAUCGAUGACGCAGCUUUCACCGGCCAUUCGUACUUGAGCCACAGGCUUGCCAACAGUUCAGGCACCGUGGUCAGUGUCGUCAUACGUACCCUGGCACCCACUGGCUUGUUGUUACAUGCCAGGACUGCCCCACACAUCUACAUGGCAGUGUACCUACACGAUGGCCUGCUUAAGUUUGUCUUUACCUGCGGUAUACAGACGAUGCUUUUCAGCGAGCUACAUGAACGGGUUAACACAGGCUUCAGGCUCAGUAUAAUCGCUACGCUGGAGGUGGAGGGGGUUCUGGGAGGAGAGCAGCACUGCUCAGCAUCCCUCUCGGUUAACGACAGCUUGGUGAUGAGUGGGGAGCAGCGAGCUCUGGUGGGCAAGGUGGUCAACUGGAGCGUCCACCAGCCCACUCUACACCUUGGAGGAGUACCACCCCACACAGUGUCUAGCCUGGACAUCCCUGUCACACAGGGCAUUACGGGCUGCAUGCAAGCUUUACAGAGACGAGUCGUUGUAGUAGUAAUCCUGCUCAGUAUGAGAGUAACCGCAGGUUCGGAAAUUUGGUUCAUACACUCGAUCUGUGGGAUAUUAUGCCUGAACAUCUCUAAGGCCAAAUCCGACCUUGUGGGUGCUGACAUAGACUUGGAGUCCUGUGAGCGAAGACUCAAAACAAUGUUCGAUGGACAGACGAGGAAGAUCUACACAGACGCUCUGGACAUGUUUGAGGUGUCCCAGUGUUCCUCCCUGGCCUGUCUAUCCAGUCCAUGCCACAGUUCCUCUACCUGUAUAGAACAGGGAGACACCUGGACCUGCCUCUGUCCCUCGGGGUAA